Messenger RNA from Salarias fasciatus (jewelled blenny), 2823 nucleotides. Its product is annotated as protocadherin beta-13-like. Gene Ontology annotation, biological process: homophilic cell-cell adhesion. The coding region runs from base 13 to 2823 and encodes 936 amino acids. Gene Ontology annotation, molecular function: calcium ion binding. Gene Ontology annotation, cellular component: plasma membrane. Lineage: Eukaryota; Metazoa; Chordata; Actinopteri; Blenniiformes; Blenniidae. The transcript has 3 exons. The record is from RefSeq and is a predicted model, not a curated record.
AUUUCUGAUCUGAUGAUGGAACAAAGGGAUCUCAAGCUUCAAAUGCGAGGAUGUCUGCUUGGAUGCGUUGUCGCUGUCCUGUUUUGGAGUGUGGCCACGGCUCAAAGGUACUCGAUAGCAGAGGAAGUGAACAAAGGGACUGUGGUUGGAAAUGUAGCAAAAGAUCUGGGACUGGACAGAAGUACUCUCAGAAACAGAAAGUAUCGCGUCGUUUCCAGUGAUGCAGAUCCUUAUUUCCGUGUAAAUCCCAACGACGGCAUUCUGUACGUGAACCGAACACUUGACCGAGAGGUCCUGUGCACGCAAAGCUCUUCUUGUGUGAUCAAUUUGAAAACCGUUUUAGAAAAUCCACUGGAGGUACAUUAUGUUGAAGUAGAAGUCCUAGAUAUAAACGACCAUUCACCCACAUUUCCAGAAGAAGACAACACGCUGGAGAUUUCAGAAUCAGUAUUGCCUGGAGCGCGAUUUCAGCUGAAACCUGCACAGGAUCUUGACAGUGGUCAGUUUUCCGUGCAGCAGUAUAAACUGAGCCAAAACGAUCAUUUUCGUUUGGAAGUUAGAGAAAAACGGGGUGAUGGCAAAAUACCAGUGCUGGUCAUUCAAAAAGCUCUAGACAGGGAAACUGCAGGCAGCCAUUCGCUGACACUGACUGCACUCGAUGGGGGUAAACCUCAGAAAGCUGGUAACACAAGAAUUCAAGUUAAAGUUUUGGACAUAAACGACAAUGCACCAACUUUUUCAAAAGAUGUUUAUUCUGUGACCCUCACUGAAAAUGCCCCGAUUGGCACGACAGUCAUACAAGUCAAUGCAACAGAUUUAGAUGAGGGUCCAAACGGACAAGUGGUAUAUUCUUUCGGUAAGAGUAUAAACAAGGAUAUAUUGAACAUAUUUCAAAUCAGUCCUUCAACAGGCCUAAUAAUGGUUAAAAAUCUGUUAGACUAUGAAAAGACUGAUGAAUAUGAGAUUGAGAUUCAGGCAUCAGAUAGAGGGCUUGCUCCUCUUACAACUGAAAAGAGUGUGAUAAUUAAGAUAGUGGACAUCAAUGAUAAUGCACCUGAAAUUAAGGUUACCUCCUUUUCAAGCUCGAUCCCAGAAGAUUCCAAACCUGGGACGACAGUUGCUUUGACAAAUGUCAAUGACUUAGACUCUGGGCUUAAUGGGGAAGUCAUUUGUAAUUUCAAUACAGAUGUCCCAUUUACUUUAUUGCCAUCCUUGAAAGAUAAAAUGUUUUCAUUAGUGACCAAAUCGCCCCUGGACAGGGAGAGAGAAUCACAAUAUGACCUAACAAUAAUAGCAAAAGACAGUGGAACACCUCAGUUAUCAACUGAAAAAACAAUUAAUGUAGUGGUGUCAGAUGUGAAUGACAACAAACCAGAGUUUUCAUUAAGUCCAUAUACCUUUUAUGUCAAUGAGGGAAACAAUCCAGGAGCACCUGUGUUUUCAGUAACAGCAUCUGAUCGUGAUGAGAAUGACAAUGCACGAAUAUCGUAUCAUGUGAAUAGAGACAGUGGUGACGAUAAUAAAUUAAUAUCAUUCCUUAACAUGAACUCUGAAACUGGAACUAUUGUGGCACUAAAAAGUUUUGACUUUGAAACUGUGAAAACUUUCCAGUUCCAAGUUGUAGCCACAGAUUCUGGAACUCCGUCACUCAGCAACAAUGUGACAGUCAACGUGUUCAUUCUGGAUCAGAACGACAACGCUCCAGUCAUCCUGUAUCCACUCAGCUCCAACGGCUCUGCUGAAGGUGUGGAGGACAUUCCCCGCAAUGUUAACGCAGGACACCUGGUGACUAAAGUCAGAGCCUAUGACGCUGAUAUAGGAUAUAACGGCUGGCUGUUGUUCUCACUGCAGGAAGUCACUGACCACAGUCUCUUUGGGUUGGAUCGCUACACAGGACAGAUCAGGACACUUCGUUCAUUCACAGAGACAGACGAGGCUGAACAUAAACUGGUCAUCCUGGUCAAAGACAAUGGGAAUGUUUCACUGUCAGCAACAGCCACUGUGAUUGUCAAACUUGUGGAGCCCAAAGAAGCCUUUGCAGCUUCUGAUGUGAAAAGUGGAGUACGGGAAGAUGAAGAUAACAAUGUGACAUUUUACCUGAUGAUAACUCUGGGAUCAGUUUCUGUACUUUUCCUGAUCAGCAUUAUUGUGCUGAUUGCAAUGCAAUGCUCCAAAUCUACAGACUAUACAUCAAAAUAUUUACAAGAGACUAAUUAUGAUGGGACACUGUGCCACAGCAUUCAGUACAGAUCUGGAGAUAAGCGGUACAUGUUGGUUGGACCGAGAAUGAGUAUUGGAUCUACUAUAGUCCCUGGAAGUCAUGCCAACACACUUGUGCUCCCUGACAGGCGACGGAUAUCUGAGGAGUUCCAAGUUGUGGCCACAGAUUCUGGAACUCCGCCACUCAGCAACAACGUGACAGUCAACGUGUUCAUUCUGGAUCAGAACGACAACGCUCCAGUCAUCCUGUAUCCACUCAGCUCCAACGGCUCUGCUGAAGGUGUGGAGGAGAUUCCCCGCAAUGUCAACGCAGGACACCUGGUGACUAAAGUCAGAGCCUAUGACGCCGACAUAGGAUAUAACGGCUGGCUGUUGUUCUCACUGCAGGAAGUUACUGACCACAGUCUCUUUGGGUUGGACCGCUACACAGGACAGAUCAGGACACUUCGUUCAUUCACAGAGACAGACGAGGCUGAACAUAAACUGGUCAUCCUGGUCAAAGACAAUGGAAAUGUCUCACUGUCAGCAACAGCGACUGUGAUUGUCAAACUUGUGGAGCCUAAAGAAGCUUUUGCAGCUUCAGAUGUGAAAAGUGCAGAAUAA